This is a messenger RNA of Vitis vinifera (wine grape), 4594 nucleotides long. Its product is annotated as LRR receptor-like serine/threonine-protein kinase RPK2. Gene Ontology annotation, molecular function: protein binding; ATP binding; protein kinase activity. NCBI's taxonomy places the organism in Eukaryota, Viridiplantae, Streptophyta, Magnoliopsida, Vitales, Vitaceae. Gene Ontology annotation, biological process: protein phosphorylation. The record is from RefSeq and is a predicted model, not a curated record. The transcript is spliced from 4 exons. Bases 660 to 3860 code for a protein of 1066 amino acids.
GAACCUUUUCCUUUUGUCCAGAAUCCAGAUUGCGUCUUUCUUACUUUUUAUUUUCCCUUUUCUUUUUCGUCAGUUUGGAUGAUGGAGAGUUUGGUUGGUCCCACCGUACCGGAAGUAUCGCUUGUCCAAUCGAAAGGCAAAUCUGACUUUAUUAAAAGUUUUGUUGGCGAAUGUUGUGAGCUCUGCCCGUUUCUCAAUCAAUGUUUCCGCUUCACCCAAACGGGGUUCUAAGCCAUAAACUUACUAUUCCUUGCAUAUUUUAAUGGGAAUCUUUGUAUAUUUGGCAAUUCGAAACGUCACCGUGCCCAAAAAACGUACAAUACUCGUCUCUGCUGCCGGCUUUUGUAUUGGGUCGAAGUGGAACCCAUGGCUUUGGCCAUUUAACCACGAGCUUAACCCUGGUUUACGGAUUGCUACUCCUCUGACGUGAGACACAAUAAACGGACAGUCUCACUGAAACGGAGGGGGAAAAGAAGGGGAAAGAGAGUGAUAAUUGAAGAAACAAACGGCACCGUUUUGGUUGGGCGUCCGCCAGUUAGCUCUGGAGUUUGUCAGUGAGAAACAGCUGCGGCUCCGUUGGCUCUUAGUUUCCGGCUAAGCUCUUGCUGGAGUUGGAGCGGAACUGGAGGAUCACGCCUCUGCAACAUUUUCCGGCAACAAUGGCGGUUCUGUGGAUUCUUGUUUUUUCCUUGUCGUUCGCUUUCUCUCACGCUGUGGCUUCCGUUUCGAGAGAUGCAAUGUUGCUUCUUAGCUUUAAGAGCUCCAUUUCUCUUGAUCCAGCUAGUCUUCUCUCUGACUGGAAUUUGUCUACGAAUCAUUGCCACUGGUAUGGAGUCACUUGCGAUCGAUUCUCUGGCAGAGUAGUAGCUUUGAGCAUCACUGGCAGUAUGAGUUCUUCUGGAUUGCCGGAAUUGGGUUACAAUUUCACCGGCAAGGACUCUGUGCUCGUCGGAACCCUAUCGGCUUCCAUUGGAGGCUUAUCAGAGCUUCGCAUUUUAUCUAUUCCUCAUAACGUGUUCUCCGGUGAGAUUCCCGCGGAUGUUGCGAAACUUCAUAAGCUUGAAAUUCUUCAACUUCAAGGAAACAACUUCUCGGGGCGAAUUCCUGACCAGAUAAGCUCUCUUUUGUCUCUACGCAUGCUUAAUUUGUCUUACAAUGUGGUAUCUGGUCAGAUUCCGGACAAAUUGAUCGGUUCUGGAAAGUUAAGAGUCAUUGAUUUAUCGAAUAAUCAGCUCUCUGGUGAAAUUGGAGUUGACAGGUUUAGUGAAUGCGAGUUUCUUGUUCAUUUGAAGCUUUCUCACAACUUUCUGACAGAUAAUAUUCCGGCGGAGAUCGGAAAAUGCUGGAAUUUGAGGACUCUUUUGCUUGACAGUAAUAUUUUUGAAGGUCGGAUUCCGGCUGAGAUUGGCCGUAUCUCCCAACUUCGGGUCUUGGAUGUUUCUAGGAACAGUCUCACCGACGGGAUUCCAAAGGAGCUAGCGAAUUGCCGGGAGCUGUCAGUUAUAGUAUUGACAAAUUUAGAUGAUUUCAGUUCUGCUGAGGACAACUUAGCCGACAGUUCUAGUGGAGAAUUCAAUGCUUUUAUGGGAGGUGUUCCUUAUGAGCUAUUGCUGCUUCCCAAGCUUCAGAUUUUUUGGGCACCUAGAGCAAAUCUUGGUGGACGGUUGCCUAGUAAUUGGAGUGAUUCAUGUUCACUGCGAGCACUCAAUUUGGGGCAGAAUUACAUUAGUGCUGCGGUACCGGAAAGUAUGGGAAAAUGCAAGAACCUUACCUUUUUGGAUUUGAGUUCAAAUGUUUUGGAGGGAUACCUCCCUUUUCAGUGGCUCUUUCCAUGUAUGGUGUACUUUAAUAUCAGUCGAAACAUGUUAACUGGUGUACUUCCAAGGUUUGGAAAGGAGAGUUGUCACAGCAUCAUGGUCUCUUAUGGACAAGCUCCUAUUUUCUUAGAUGUGGAAGAUAUUCAGAAUGCUUACUCUAACAUUCCUGUUUGGGGUUAUCAGAUGAGCACCAUUUUUGGGUCGCUGGUGGAUGAGAAUUUAGUAUUCAUUCAUGACUUUAGUUGGAAUAGAUUCAUUGGUCCAAUACCUUCUUUCUCAAUAGGAGGAGACUUCCUAGCAACAAACCAUAAACCCUCGUACAAAUUGUUCCUGAACAAUAAUGCGCUCAAUGGGUCUCUUCCUGGUGAGCUGGUUUCAAACUGUAAUGAUCUGCAGACCUUUUCAGUUAACUUGAGCACCAACCAGAUAUCAGGUGGAAUUUAUCCGGGGUUGCUUCUUGAUUGUUUACAACUGAAGGAGUUUGAAGCAGCACACAAUCAGAUAAGUGGAUCAAUCGGUCCUGCUUUUGGCAAUCUGAAGAUGCUUCAACGGCUUGACUUACGAGGAAACAGGCUGUCUGGAUCUCUCCCUGGUCAGUUGGGGAUGUUGAAGGAUCUGAAAUGGAUUCUUCUUGGAGGGAACAAUUUAACUGGAGAAAUUCCAUCUCAGCUAGGUCAGUUGACAUCUCUUAUUGUUUUGGAUCUGUCUCGAAAUGGUCUAACAGGUUCUAUACCUGAAAAUUUGACAAAUGCCACAAAUCUUGAAAUUGUGUUGCUCAAUCACAAUAGGCUCGUUGGGGAAAUACCUUCAUCUUUCUCGACCCUUUCCAGUCUUACCGAACUGGAUGUCUCUUUCAAUAACCUUUCGGGUCAUAUACCCCAGCUUCAACACCUGAGUAAUUGUGACUUCUUUAAAGGGAAUCAAUAUCUGCAUCCAUGCCUGGAUCCAUACUCAGCGCCACCAGAUAGGCUUCCAGAUCUCCUUGAGGUCCACAAAGAGUACAGGCAGAGUAAAUUGAAGUCUUUUGUGAUUGCAAUGGUAGCUUCUGCUUCUUUCAUACUUUUUAUUCUCUUAGUAAUGGUUCUUGUCCUUAUUCUUGGGAGGAGAAAGAUUAGUAGACUCACUAGCCUGAGAAGGAAAGUAGUGGUGACUUUUGCAGAUGCUCCAACCGAAGUGAAUUAUGAUAAUGUGGUUAGAGCAACUGGGAAUUUCAGCAUCAGGAACCUAAUUGGUACAGGUGGCUUUGGGUCAACUUACAAGGCAGAAUUGGUCCCAGGUUUCCUAGUGGCUGUGAAAAGGCUCUCAAUAGGCAGAUUUCAAGGCCUUCAACAAUUUGAUGCAGAGAUCAAAACGUUGGGAAGAAUUCGCCACAAGAACCUGGUUACUCUUAUCGGAUAUCAUGUGGGUGAAACUGAGAUGUUCUUGAUUUAUAAUUUUCUUUCUGGAGGAAAUCUUGAAACUUUCAUACAUGAUCGAUCGGGGAAAAAUGUACAGUGGCCAGUGAUCCACAAAAUAGCCCUUCACAUAGCACAGGCCCUUGCUUACCUUCACUACUCCUGCGUUCCUCGGAUAGUUCAUCGAGAUAUCAAACCUAGCAACAUACUGCUGGAUGAGGAACUUAACGCCUACCUUUCAGACUUUGGGUUGGCCAGGCUUCUUGAAGUUUCCGAGACCCAUGCCACUACAGAUGUCGCAGGCACAUUCGGGUAUGUGGCACCAGAAUAUGCAACCACAUGCAGGGUUUCUGACAAAGCCGAUGUUUAUAGCUUCGGUGUUGUGCUCCUAGAACUGAUGUCAGGGAAGAAGUCCCUGGAUCCAUCAUUCUCUGAGUAUGGUAAUGGGUUCAACAUUGUUGCAUGGGCCAAGUUGCUGAUCAAGGAGAGACGUUCUUCAGAGCUUUUCUCUCCAGAAUUGUGGGAAGUUGGGCCCAAGGAGAAUUUGUUGGGGAUGUUAAAACUUGCAUCAACUUGCACAGUAGAGUCUAUUUCCAUUCGGCCAUCAAUGAGACAGGUUGUUGAGAAACUGAAACAGCUGCGUUCCUGAAAACUACUUAUCUUUCAUCAGUUCUUUGGCACUGAACUGUAAUGAAAUCCCAAGGUGCUCCUCUACUGGGAAUUUAUCGUAUUGAGGCAAUACUGGGAUGGAACUAAUGGCUUAGUUUUCAUGGUUUGAUCAUCGUUUCUACACAGAACAAAGGAUUAAUCAGCAGGCUGCUGAGGCAAUGAAGUACAUGAAAUCAUGAAUUUGAUUUAUAGUGCACAAACCAAGCACUGGGUGUUAAAGUUAAACAAUAGGUCUAUGUAUGAAGCAAUACCAUCUCUGCAUCAGAUGUCUUGCUUGACAUGUGGCAGAUAGUUCAUGAGAACAAAUGUUUGCAGUUUUCUUCAGUUGAGAUUUGAGGUUAAAAACAACCUAUCCAAUUUGACUGCUCCAAGCAAAAAUAUGCACACAAUUGAAGAAUUCUUACCACCAAGUGUUGGUCUGGAGAGGCUUGAGAGAAGAAGUAUCAAGCCAUAGAUAUCUGCCAAGGCAUUAGAUGUUUGAAUCACUUACAGAGAUGGAAUGAGUUUGCAUCUCCAAAACAGCAUCAAAUAUUCCAAGCACCCUGUUUUGCCUUGACAAUUUCCUCUGUGGUGGUGCCAAUAGUCUCAUUGGCAUGCUCCAAACUUAUGCAAGAAUACCUUCCAACAUCAUCCUGAGUUCAAAAGUUACUUGCUAAUAAGGGGAAACAUUAGAUUAGCUCUUAAUUUAAUAAACAAGUACUAGUUUUGAUUCCA